AUGUCGGCUGAAAACAAGGAAACACAGGACACGGAAGUGCCACAAAUUCUACCGUUAGAACUUAUUGAUAAGAGCAUUGGUACAAAAAUAUGGGCAAUCAUGUCUGAUUUUCACGAAUUCGUGGGGACCUUAGAAGGAUUCGAUGAUUUCGUUAAUAUAGUGUUGAGUGAUGUGACAGAGUAUGACGUUUCGAAAAAAGUGGUGUCAAAAAAAUCUAAGAUGCUUCUAUCAUCGAGGAAUCUUGCAAUGCUUGUUCCAGGAGGAGACGGACCGGAUUUUUAG
Messenger RNA from Brettanomyces bruxellensis, 282 nucleotides. RefSeq names its product RNA-binding protein lsm5 (gene LSM5). Gene Ontology annotation, biological process: mRNA splicing, via spliceosome. The transcript has a single exon. Bases 1 to 282 code for a protein of 93 amino acids. The record is from RefSeq and is a predicted model, not a curated record. NCBI's taxonomy places the organism in Eukaryota, Fungi, Ascomycota, Pichiomycetes, Pichiales, Pichiaceae. Gene Ontology annotation, cellular component: Lsm1-7-Pat1 complex; U6 snRNP; U4/U6 x U5 tri-snRNP complex. Gene Ontology annotation, molecular function: RNA binding.